AUGCAGGACGAGAUAGAACUGAAGAGUGAGAGCUUUGUGCGUUCAGGGCCAGCAGGGAAUGGGAAUGGUGCCUAUGAGAGCGUGACAUCGGGCCAGAAACAACAACUGGAGAGAUAUCUCAACUUCUUCUCAUCUGUCGCAUUCUCCGCGUGCCUGCUUGCCACAUGGGAAUCUGCUGGUGGUAGUUUGCUCUCGGGGCUGUACAAUGGCGGCCCUGCAGCGAUUGUUUAUGGGAUUAUCUUGAGCACCUUGGGUAAUCUGGCUAUCGCAUGCUCCUUAGCCGAGCUGGCCUCUCUACACCCAACUGCAGGUGCUCAAUAUCACUGGAGCUAUUUCCUCGCGCCUCGUGGUCGUCGAUUCAUCAGUUUCUUCCAGGGUUGGGUCACUGUCUUCUCCUGGUCCGCUCUCGUUUGCAUCGCGCCAUACUUCAUCGGAACCCAAAUCCAGGGUAUGGUUGUGCUGGCGCACCCUGAAUAUGAGCUUGUGAAGUGGCGCGGUACGCUGCUCAUGUGGGCAGUCGCAAUCAUCCCGGUCAUCAUUAACGUAUUUGCGCGUCGCGUUCUGGGAGCCAUCGAGGUUGCGGCAGGUAUCAUGCAUGUCGUCUUCCUGCCCGUCACCAUCGCCGUCUUCGUUAUCCUUGCCCCUCGGAAUCCCGACUCGUUUGUCUGGGACACCUUUGUCGGCGGCUUGAGUGGCUGGAAGGAUUCCGGAGUUGUAUUCUCCGUCGGUCUUCUUGGUGUCAUUACUCCCCUGGCUGGCGUCGAUGGCAUCAUCCACAUGGCCGAAGAAAUCAAAAACGCCAAAGUUGUCGUCCCCCGCUCCAUGAUUUACGGCACCUUAAUCAACGGAACUCUCGCAUUCUGCUACCUGAUCGCGAUCCUCUACUGCAUGGGCGACUACACCGAAGCCCUCACCAGCCCAACAGGCUACCCCAUCAUCACAAUUGCCUACCAAGCAACCGGAUCCAAGGCAGCCACCUUCGUCCUUAUGGCACUAGGUAUGCUCCCCGGCUGGAUCGCCCUCUUCAACGGCCUCGCCUCCGUCACUCGUCUCACCUGGGCUUUCGCUCGAGACAACGGACUCCCCUUCUCUGAGUUCUUUGCCCGCGUCGACCCAACCUACAAGAUCCCCCUCCGUGCUUUGCUCCUAGUUGCAUCAUGCAUCUUCGUGCUCUCGUUCAUCCAGAUCGGGUCUACGGCUGCGUUCAACGCUAUUCUUUCGCUCAGCACGCUCGGUCUCUAUAUUUCCUAUCUUAUCCCUCUCAUCCUCCUUGUCUUGAAGCGCUUCACGGCGCCCCAGGAUAUCCCGCAGGGAACAUUCAGUCUGGGGAAACUCGGCCUCCCCAUGAAUCUUAUUGCCAUUCUCUUCGCUACCUAUUUCGUUAUCUUCCUUCCCUUCCCCGCGACAGUGCCGGUUACCGCGGAUAACAUGAACUAUGCCGGGCCUGUCCUUGGGUUUGUUAUGUUGUUUGCCUGUGGGGAUUGGGUUGUUCGCGGAAGGCAUAAGUGGCAAGGCCCAACAAUGAGGCCUUAUGCUAGAAACGAGUGA
Molecule: messenger RNA, 1548 nt
Organism: Penicillium soppii
Lineage: Eukaryota; Fungi; Ascomycota; Eurotiomycetes; Eurotiales; Aspergillaceae
Product: putative GABA permease
Exons: 5
Coding region: 1-1548 (515 amino acids)
Biological process (GO): transmembrane transport; amino acid transport
Cellular component (GO): membrane
Molecular function (GO): transmembrane transporter activity
Source: RefSeq, a predicted model, not a curated record